Messenger RNA from Notechis scutatus (mainland tiger snake), 2378 nucleotides. RefSeq names its product protein phosphatase with EF-hand domain 1 (gene PPEF1). Gene Ontology annotation, molecular function: protein binding; iron ion binding; manganese ion binding. Lineage: Eukaryota; Metazoa; Chordata; Lepidosauria; Squamata; Elapidae. The record is from RefSeq and is a predicted model, not a curated record. Gene Ontology annotation, biological process: detection of stimulus involved in sensory perception.
AUGCAAUCUGCCUGGAAACAAGAUUUGUUUACAAAACCUCUUGAUGCAUUGAAAGAAAGCAGGGAAAAUAAAGAUUUGAUUCAUUACAGCAUAUUGUGAUUAAUAUACAAAGGUGCAGUUGGAUCACUAUCAGCUAAAGAAUUCAUCCAGAAUAAGGAAAAUUUAAACCACCAAUCCAGUCUUUAUUUUACUGAGUCAUGGGAUGUGGCACUUCUGGUACAAAAAGCCAAACAAAUAAAUCAAAAAAAGCUAUUAAAGCAGCUAUCCUUAUUCAAAGAUGGUAUCGGUCUUACAUGGCCCGGCUAGAAAUGAGGCGUCGAUAUUCCCUGACUAUUUUCCAAUCAAUUGAAUAUGCAGAUGAACAAGCACAGAUGCAGCUCUCCAAAUUCUUCACGUUUAUGCUGGACCAUUUUAUUCAGACCAAUAAGACAGACCCAGAAAUUAGCUCCCACUUUUUCUCUGGUAGCAGUGAUUAUGCCAUAUCAAUCCCAGAUCAUGCCAUGAAAGAGUAUGAAAGAAUAAUAGAAGUACCAGCCUCUUAUCGUGGGCCCCAUCUUUGUUUUCCUCUCACUGUCGCUGAUACCGAAGUACUUCUUCAGGCUUUCAAAGAUCAACAGCAACUACAUGCUCGAUAUGUGCUUCAGCUGUUUCAUGAGACCAGGAAAGUCCUUCAACAAAUGCCAAACAUCACUCAUCUCUCAACUUCUUAUGCCAAAGAAGUAACCAUCUGUGGUGAUUUACAUGGAAAAUUAGAUGAUCUUUUGCUGAUAUUCUACAAAAAUGGCCUUCCUUCAGAAGAAAAUCCGUAUGUUUUUAACGGUGAUUUUGUUGACAGAGGGAAGAAUUCCAUGGAAAUACUUAUAAUCCUGUUUGCAUUUCUCCUUGUUUAUCCUAACCAUUUACAUCUGAACAGAGGGAAUCAUGAGGACCACCUGAUGAAUCUUAGAUAUGGUUUCACAAAAGAAAUAAUGAAGAAGUAUAAGACCUAUGGCAAACCAAUUUUACAUCUUCUAGAAGAUGUCUACAGCUGGCUUCCUCUUGCUACUAUUAUUGACAAUCAAGUUCUUAUUUUACAUGGUGGAAUAUCAGAUACGACAGAUUUGAAUUUCCUGAAUUCAUUCCACAGAAACAAGUUAAAGUCUUUGCUGAGGCCAGUGAAGUCAAAUAUGGAAGCAAUCUAUGAGCCACAGAGAACAAAUCUUGUGAAAACCAGUAUCAAUCUCACAGAAACCAAAAAAUGCAAUUCUGGGCAAGAGAUUUCCAAGAAAAAUGUAAUAAAGUCUACAUCAGCAUUCUGUGAGAGAAGACAAUACGCCAAGGAAGUGGGUGAUGUCAAAGGCAAUCUUGAUGGCACCCAGGAUAUAACUAGUUCUAGCUCAUUUCAGAAUAAGCCUUACAACUUCACUACCACAAAUGUAUUUCCAGAAUUAACAGCAAAGGAAAGGGAACAAGUGAUGGAUAUUCUCUGGAGUGAUCCUAAGCAUCAAAAUGGUUGUUCACCAAAUAAAAUUCGAGGAGGAGGUUGUUACUUUGGUCCAGAUAUUACUGCCAGAUUGCUGCAACGUUAUAAUUUGAAAUUGCUCAUCAGGUCUCACCAGUGCAAACAGGAAGGUUAUGAGAUCAGUCAUAAUGGAAAGGUCAUCACUAUUUUUUCUGCCUCAAACUACUAUGAAGAAGGAAGCAAUCGUGGUGCCUACAUCAAACUAAAUCCAGAUGUGAUUCCUCAUUUUGUUCAGUAUCAAGUCAGCAAAUCUACACGUAAGCAGACGCUUCAUCAGAGAGUGGCUGCUAUCGAGCUUUCUGCUUUAAAGGGUUUGCGAGAGAAACUUUAUACCCACAAAUCAGACCUCAUUGCAGCUUUCACCCAGUAUGAUCCACUUGGCAUAGGAAGGAUUUCUCUUGGCCAAUGGGCUUCUGCCAUGGAAUCGGUUCUGCAUCUUGACAUACCCUGGAGAACUCUCCGUUCUCGACUAGUUUGCCUGGCUCCAGAUGGAAGUGUGGAAUAUCUUUCAUGUUUUGACAAUUUAGAAAUUAUACUGCCCAUCAAAGAGGUUCAACCAUAUUUGGUGGAAACUCUGUAUAGAUACAAAGCUGAUUUGGAGAUUAUCUUUAAUAUGAUUGACCAAGACCAUUCUGGCCUUAUUUCUGCUGAUGAAUUUCGCCAAACAUGGAAACUCUUCAAUGCACAUGUGAAGAAUGAUGUGAGUGAUGAAUCCAUUGACAGUUUAGCUCGCACCAUGGAUUUUAAUAAAGACGGUAGCAUUGACUUCAAUGAAUUUCUGGAGGCUUUCCGUAUAGUACAUAAAUUCAGUUACAAUGAUCAGCCUUCUUGAAGAACCAACUAGUUGGAGAAAACCCUUCUUUAUAUAUUUAUGUUU